CAGGGAAUUGUAUACGAGCGAUAGAUAAAUAGAGCUCAGGCUGAGCGCAGAAUAAAGGCCGCAGUAGAUCUGCAGCACAGGAAGCUCUUCCCUGCCGUAAAGCGAGUGACGGAAUUAUUGCCAAAAAGCCACUCCUCUGCUGUAUUUCGGAGUAGCAAGAUGGCAGACAACUGGGGUCGGGUGUGUGAGACCUAUCAGCGGGCCAUCGCCUUAUCAGACGUGGAAUCAAAGAACGACCCGGAAAACGAGCCGUACAGAUCCAAGUACCAAGCGCGGGAGUUGCUGCGGGAGGUGCGGGUGUUGCUGUGCCCGCAGGAAGACGAGAGCGAGGCCGAGGGAAAAGAAGAGCAUAGCGAUGGGCCCGGGAGCUGGGGAAGGAUGGGGGAGAGUCUGCUGGCAGCCCGCCUGGCGGUCAUAGAGUUCCGGCUCGGCCUGAAUCACACGGAGACCGAAGAGUUAUCUGCCGGGGAGGAACAUCUGGUGAAAAGCGGAAGGAUCAUAGAGCGAUACCGACUGUCAGAGGAGGGGGUGUCUGUGUAUAUCCAGGCUCAGAACAAUCUUGGCAUUCUGUGGGCUAACAGGGGUGAAAUAAGAGUGGCACAGAGAUACUUGGAGUCUGCUGAAUCCCUAUACUAUCAAUACAUGAAGGAGAUUGGUAAACCAGCAAUUGAUCCCGAUGAACAUUUCUUCUCUGAAGAGCAGAAAUUUACUGAGCAGGAAAGAACCAAACGGUUUGAGAGAGCAUAUACCCAUACGUUAUACUAUCUAGCCCAAGUAUACAAACACUUGAAACAGGAAGAAAAGGCUGCUCAGUACUGUCAUACAACUCUUCAACGGCAACUAGAAUAUGACAGCUACAAUCCAUUGGAGUGGGCAAUUAACGCUGCCACAUUGUCCCAGUAUUAUGUUACAAAGCAAUGUUACAUGGAGUCUAGACACUGCCUUGCAGCUGCUAAUGUUAUUUUUAGCAAAGCUGAACAGAUACCCUCUGUCGAGGCUGCAAAAGAGAAUGAGGCUGAACAAGAACGGCUCGAUCUUCUCCGUCAAAAAAAAGCAGAUAUUGCACGAUGUUGGGUAAAAUAUUGUCUGAAUUUAUUACAGGAUGCACAGAAAAAACUUGAGGAUAAUAUUGGAGAACUUGACGUUGACAUUCAAGAAGAACUGAAAGCCCAGAGGAAAAAGGAAGAAGAUGAGAAAGAAAAGGGCAGAAAGAAAGCUAUCCUUUUCGGAUCAAGUGAUCUGUAUGAUUCAGUUCAAGCAGCAGAGGAAAAAGUUGAGUGUUCAUGUCCAUUAGAUUUUAAAGAAGCAAGGGAGGUGUUCCUUGUUGGCCAGAAUUACAUAAAUGAAGCAAAGGAAUACUUCCAGCUAGAUGGGCAUGUUACUGACCACAUAGAGAUAACCCAGGACCAUAGUUCUUUGUUUAAGCUUCUCGCCUUUUUUGAGGAGGAUUAUGAAAGGCGAUGCAAGAUGCACAAGCGUAGAGUAGACAUGUUAGAACCUUUGUGCAAAGAGUUAAACCCACAAUACUACCUUCUCAUCUGUAGGCAGCUUCAGUUUGAGCUGGCAGACACCACUUAUGAAAUGAUGGAUUUAAAGGUAGCAAUAGGUAAUAAACUAGAUGAAAUGGACACUCACACUAUGAAAAAAAUCAAUAGUCUGGCACAGACAGCAAUCAAAUACUAUGAAAUGUUUUUGGACUCGUUAAGAAGCCCAGACCAGAAAUUUCCUGAGAAACUCGAAGAAGAUGUUCUCCGUCCUGCCUUGGUGGCAAAGUUCCGCAUUGCACGUCUCCACGGAAAGCUCAUUUCCACUGAUGGAAAAAAACAUCUGGAAAAUCUGCAAAAUUCCUUAAAUAAUUACAUAUAUAUUGUAGAUUAUUGUAAAGCGAAUGAGGAAGCCAUAAAGCGCAUUGAGACUGAGCUAGAACUUAGUAAGGAGAUGGUGGCUCUUCUUCCUGCUCGUAUGGAAAGGUUAAGGCUUCAGCUAGCAUCAUUUUCCUAAACGGUGAGCUGUUUGUUGUUAAUUUCAGAUGGAGACUGAAGCGUAUAGUAUUUAUUGUUACUUGCCAUUUCCAGAAUGAAACUCCUUGUCACAGUAUAGUGGUUCCUCUACCAACGUCAAUCAUUAAAUAAUCCAUUAUGUAAAUCCAAGCCAAAAAGUUUUGGUGAAAAUUGCCGAGCCAUAUAUAAAAUACACUUUCAAACAUAUCGAGUGGAUGUUGGUAAAUUGUACUGCAACACAGAAAUGAAUGCCCCUUCUGAUUCUUUUUAUGGACCAGUGAAAAGAAGCAUAACUUAGAAAUAUCUAAUGCUUUGACUAAUAUCUAUUUGCUGAUAUCUGAUGCCAGUGACUAAUAGGAGUGCACAGUGUAGUAAGCAAGAGUUGUUAAGUGUUUAGUGCAAGGCAUAAUCAUUCAGCCUGGCUCUAUGCCUUUAAUGAUCAUAUUUAAAUGUGGACUCUGGCAAUGAAGAAACAUUAAGGGCUUUAGCAUACGGGCAGAUUUGGGGAGAUUUAGUCGUCUGGCAACUAAUCGCCUCUUCUUAGGACAAUCUCCCCACAAACUGCUUUCCCCCUGUCUGCCGCCUGGUAAAAUGAAAAAUCGCCAGCGGCAAUGCACUCGCGGUAUUUAGAUUUCCGAAAGUCGCCUGAAGUUGCCUCACGAGGAAACUUCGGGCGACUUCAGAAAUCGAAGCAAUGUAAAACUUCAAAGCAAAUUAAUGUAAUUACAAGUAACAUUAAUUUGUUUCUUUCUCAUUUUUAAGUUCUUGGCAUUUUUAAAUCGUUAAUAUAAUUAGAACAAUAGCUCCACCUGCUGGUCAUUUUGGCCAAUCGGUUAUUCAGUGAAAACUGAUUUCUUGAGAAAAGUGACUACAGCGAGUCCACUGAAAUGCCCAGCAGGUGGCACUUUUUCAAAUUCCUUAUAUUAACAGUUGAAAAACAUUUUUCUUUAAAACUAGAAACAAAUGAUCUAAAACAAGUGUCUAGAAGAGCACUUUGAGCUAUUUUAAAUUGAUUUGCGUUGAAGAAUUAAAUGUUCCAAUGAAUAACUUUGUGUAACUACUUAGGUGAAUUAAUGAAAGCCAUUUAUUUAUGCUGCCCACACAUAUGCUUGAUUUGUUACAAAGAACGUGCCGCUGCAUAAAUCCCACCAAAUACAUAUUCAUUCAUAUAAUAUAUAUAUAUGUGUGUGUAACAUUUCAAGUUAUGUUUAUUGCAAAAGCGGAAUUUCGACUUACCAGUACAGUGCUUGAGUCAACUGUGAUUGCAUGUGAACUUAUCACUUGGCUGUAACCUCUCUAGGUUUGCAAAUGUUAUCAUGUGAAUGGUUUCCUUUAAUAUAUUCAAAGGUGAUGAUACAGGAGUGUGAUGUGGCUAGUGUAACCCCCCAACGUGUCUUAUUAAAAUGCAUUUCAAAAUA
Xenopus laevis (African clawed frog) is the source of this 3418-nucleotide messenger RNA. It is a transcript of the gene kifbp.S, whose product is annotated as kinesin family binding protein S homeolog. Gene Ontology annotation, cellular component: cytoskeleton. NCBI's taxonomy places the organism in Eukaryota, Metazoa, Chordata, Amphibia, Anura, Pipidae. Gene Ontology annotation, biological process: microtubule cytoskeleton organization; central nervous system projection neuron axonogenesis; neuron projection maintenance. The coding region runs from base 160 to 2001 and encodes 613 amino acids. The transcript has 7 exons. The record is from RefSeq and is a predicted model, not a curated record.